Messenger RNA from Morus notabilis, 443 nucleotides. RefSeq names its product GTP-binding protein SAR1A. The transcript has a single exon. Gene Ontology annotation, cellular component: endoplasmic reticulum exit site; COPII vesicle coat. NCBI's taxonomy places the organism in Eukaryota, Viridiplantae, Streptophyta, Magnoliopsida, Rosales, Moraceae. Gene Ontology annotation, molecular function: GTP binding; GTPase activity. Gene Ontology annotation, biological process: endoplasmic reticulum to Golgi vesicle-mediated transport; vesicle organization; membrane organization. The record is from RefSeq and is a predicted model, not a curated record. The annotation marks the transcript as partial.
GUGGACGCGGUUGUUUACCUGGUGGAUGCUUUUGACAAGGAGAGAUUCGCCGAGUCAAAAAAAGAGUUGGAUGCUCUCCUCUCCGACGAGGUAUUGGCGAAUGUUCCGUUUCUUAUUUUGGGAAACAAGAUCGAUAUCCCAUAUGCUGCUUCAGAAGAUGAGCUGCGCUAUAGCCUGGGCCUGACCAACUUUACCACAGGCAAAGGUAAGGUAAACUUGGCAGAUUCAAAUGUCCGCCCACUUGAGGUCUUCAUGUGCAGCAUUGUAAGGAAAAUGGGCUAUGGAGAUGGUUUCAAGUGGCUUUCUCAGUACAUUAAGUAGAGGGCAGUAGGACGGUAAAAUUAAAGAUUUGGUUUAUAGUGCUUAAUUCUUACUUUCUUAUUCCAUGAAAUGACAAACACACCCCAUUAUAAGUGUUUUAUAGAUUUUGUCUCCCUUCUCUU